This is a messenger RNA of Ochotona curzoniae (black-lipped pika), 2579 nucleotides long. It is a transcript of the gene RBMS3, whose product is annotated as RNA binding motif single stranded interacting protein 3. Gene Ontology annotation, molecular function: poly(U) RNA binding; mRNA 3'-UTR binding; poly(A) binding. Gene Ontology annotation, cellular component: cytosol; ribonucleoprotein complex; nucleus. The record is from RefSeq and is a predicted model, not a curated record. The coding region runs from base 202 to 1515 and encodes 437 amino acids. The transcript is spliced from 15 exons. Lineage: Eukaryota; Metazoa; Chordata; Mammalia; Lagomorpha; Ochotonidae.
UGGUUUUUUCGGUUGCUGUUUUUUUUUUUUUUUUUUUUUUUCAAAUUCUUGCUGUGUCGGAAUUAGCGAGUGGUGGAGUCGCUGGAGCUCACCAGUCAUCGGGACUGUCAGGAAUAGUGGUUGGAGAGGAAGCUCGCUCGGCCUGGGGGUACUCCACCUGGUCAUCCAGUUCCCUGCCUCGGAGAUAAAGAUUCCAGCUACAUGGGCAAACGCUUGGAUCAGCCACAAAUGUACCCCCAGUACAGCUACUACUACCCUCAUUAUCUCCAAACCAAGCAGUCCUAUGCACCAGCUCCCCACCCCAUGGCUCCUCCCAGCCCCAGCACAAACAGUAGCAGCAACAACAGCAGCAACAACAGCAGUGGAGAACAGUUGAGUAAAACCAACCUGUAUAUUCGAGGCCUUCCACCAGGCACCACUGACCAGGACCUCAUCAAGCUGUGCCAACCGUAUGGAAAAAUUGUGUCCACAAAGGCAAUUCUUGACAAAAACACGAAUCAGUGCAAAGGUUAUGGUUUUGUAGAUUUUGACAGUCCCGCCGCUGCACAGAAGGCAGUAGCAUCUCUCAAGGCAAAUGGAGUUCAGGCACAGAUGGCCAAGCAACAAGAGCAAGAUCCAACAAACCUAUACAUCUCAAACCUCCCCAUUUCUAUGGAUGAGCAGGAACUGGAGAAUAUGCUGAAACCCUUCGGACACGUCAUCUCCACAAGGAUACUAAGGGAUGCCAAUGGAGUCAGCCGGGGUGUUGGUUUUGCCAGAAUGGAGUCUACUGAAAAGUGUGAAGUGGUAAUUCAACAUUUUAAUGGGAAAUAUCUGAAAACACCACCAGGCAUCCCAGCCCCCAGUGAGCCUUUACUGUGCAAAUUCGCCGACGGAGGGCAAAAGAAGCGUCAGAAUCAAAGCAAAUACACCCAGAACGGGAGGCCUUGGCCCCGGGAAGGAGAGGCUGGCAUGGCUCUGACAUAUGACCCCACAGCUGCCAUACAGAAUGGAUUUUAUUCUUCACCGUACAGUAUUGCAACCAACCGCAUGAUUCCACAGACAUCUAUCACGCCAUUCAUUGCUGCUUCCCCUGUCUCCACAUACCAGGUCCAGAGUACUUCAUGGAUGCCUCAUCCGCCAUACGUUAUGCAACCAACAGGUGCUGUGAUUACACCAACAAUGGACCAUCCUAUGUCAAUGCAGCCCACCAACAUGAUGGGUCCCCUGACGCAGCAGAUGAAUCACCUUUCAUUGGGCACAACAGGAACGAUUCAAUCCCAAGACAGGAUUAUGAUACUCCACCAGCUGUUGUGUCAGUAUAUGGCUGCUGCUGCUCCUAUGCAAGGGACCUACAUUCCCCAGUACACGCCUGUGCCUCCGACAGCUGUUUCUAUCGAAGGUGUUGUUGCUGAUACCUCUCCCCAGACAGUGGCGCCUUCAUCCCAGGAUACCAGUGGUCAGCAGCAACAGAUACCAGUGGACACAUCCAAUGAACAUGCACCUGCAUAUUCAUACCAACAAUCUAAACCAUAAACGGGACUGCAGAAUGUCCGUGGAAACUUUGCCUUGAAUGAAGAAUCUUCAUUGAACAAGAAGUUGGCUCCCAGUUUGCACAGGCGUCUGUAGAAGGCUUUUUGUGUCUUUUAAUUUUUUAAUUUUAUACUUUACUCAAUGAAAACAAAGUUUUUAUGUGCUGUGCAAAUGGUUCCUUCAUGUGGUCUGACAAUUUAUUUUUUUGCAAUCUUAUUUUUUUUAAUUAAAAAAAAUCCCAGAAGAGGGAAAAAAAUCAACAAAACAAUACAUCGAAAGUUGAUGUGUCAUCCAGAAGAAUAUUUGAAUUCAGAAUAUGUCUGAAGGUGUAGAUAGAUUUUUUUUUAACAGAAUACCUGAUGUCAAGAGGUGGGCAAGAGAAAAUGGAAACAAUUGUCUUCCUCAGUAAUUAAGCUACUCUUUCUGUCUUCUCCCUGGUUUAAACCUGGUGGUUUUUUUUUUUAUUUUAUUUUAUUUUUUCUUAGAAAUAUUUAGGUAAGGUUUAUCUUGAAUCUUAAUUGCCUUAAUUUUAAGGACGUCAGAGGCUCUCGAGGCAAGCUAUCAACGUCUUGUUAAAAAAAAAAAAUCAAGAAAGAAUUGAAAUAUUGUUCCGGCUUUAGCUGGUACAGAGGUUUAAGACUGAGUUUUUAGGGUGACAAAAACUGUACAGUUUAAGAGAAAAUGUUUUUCUUCAUUUGAAGAAAAUUUGUUGAUAACAGAAACCAUGGCAACUGCAAGAAUUUGGAAAAGUGCGGGGACUUUUCACGAACUUUGUCUUCAGUGUUGACAGGAAUCAUUCUUGAAGGCUAAACCCUUUUACGAUAAAGUUAUUAAUGUUGGUUUAAAAACAACUGCAUUAGAAAUAAUGCGUGUUUUGGGGGGCAGAAUGCAGAUUUUUUUUAAUUUACAAAGCGUGAUCGCUAGCAAAAGCAGUAGUGCUUUUUAUCUGCAGUCUUUUUUAUGAGCUUUACAGAGUUUUUAGUCAGCUUUGCUUGUCACAUUGCAAAAUCUAGCUUAAGAGCAUUAAAAAAAAACUUACGUAGAUAGGAGCUUAUGGUCAAAAAGUG